GGCGGGUCAAGCGCACGGCGACUGGUCGCGGACGAGCACGGUUCGCGUAAUUUAACACAUUCGAUCGCUAGCGCUAGCUGCUUGUUUCUUGCGUGGCGAAUUAUGCGCCAAAGUAUUGUUUUGACAGUUCGCGCGCGGAUGCCGCCGCCGCGUUGUGCUCGUAGACGCCGCGAGUGUAAACAAAUCGUAUUAUGAUCCAUGCGGAUUACGUUAAUAUUUAAUUUAUUGGGUAUUUCGGGUAAUAAAAAGAAAUGAACAUGGCUGAAAGUGGCGUUGAUUUGAACUUUGACAUCGAGCUGCAGGAUUUGCAGGAUCUGAUUGAUUUCGAUGAGUUGUUGGGUACACCAAAGAAUAAGGAGUUUUACGAGCUUAAGUCCAAAGCGAUGACGCUUAAUGAAAGUCCGCCAACAUUAAAAACAGCAACAACCUCGCGAACCCACCUCAAACUUCAACUAAUGCGCGAGCAGGCAAUGCAAGAACAAGAACGCAAAAUAGCCCGAGAAAGAGCCGCACGCAUCCAAGAAAAACAACAGCAAUCCUCCCCAUCAACACCGCAAUCACUCCGUGUACCCCUGCAUCAAAUCGGCGUUGAUGUGCCGCCACAGAUAUUGCAAGUUCAAACUAAAUUGGAGAACCCUACACGGUAUCAUGUUAUGCAAAAGCAACGCAAUCAGGUCCGACAGUAUCUUAACGAGUAUCAACAAAACGCCAGCAGUAAUACAAAUACCAAUAUCUUGUCGCAAAGCUGCGCGCCGCAAAUACAAGGGAUGGGAAAUGGUGAUGGUGUGAAUUUGAAUUUGAACGUCCAGGGUUAUAUCCCGCUGACGCCGACGUCCACAACAGCGCCAAAUGAUGUUUUGCAGUCGAAUAUUGUGACUAACAAUGGGUUGUCAUAUGGUAACCGAUCGAUUAGUCCAGGGAUCCCUGGGGAUGUACAUAUUAUGUCACCGGCGUUAAGUUCGGGAGCUACCAGUGCUUCAGAGGCAGACGAGCUGAUCGACGAUCUGUUUUGUCUGGACAAUUCGUUAGCGUCGGACAGCUUCAAGAACUCGGAUAAUUCGCUGACGAGCGCCGAUAUCAGCAUAAAAAAUGAACCGUUUUCUUAUUCCGAGACGGAGCUUCAUGCUCUGGCGAAAGACCGACAGAAGAAAGAUAAUCAUAAUAUGAUCGAACGACGACGAAGAUUCAACAUAAACGACCGAAUAAAAGAACUUGGGACACUGCUACCGAAGAAUAACGAAUCUUAUUAUGAAAUUGUCCGUGAUGUGAGGCCUAAUAAAGGUACCAUCCUCAAGUCUUCAGUGGAGUACAUAAAAUGUCUGAAGAGUGAAGUCCAUCGGCUGAAACAAAAUGAAUUGCGUCAGAAGCAGAUCGAAAAUAUGAAUCGUAAACUCCAACAGCGGAUACAGGAGUUGGAAAGUCAAGCGAAAUGCAAUGAAUUAGCCGACGAUUUCAACUGGCAUCAAAGCGGCACCUCCUCCACCUCAUUGUACAAAACCUACCUGAAUAGUCAACUCAAUCAAGCGACGCAGGACUCCAUUAUGUCUACGCUGCUUAUGCCUGAUCCUAGCAGAAGAUCAAGUCUUCACAUGCCUGACAUUAUAUCCGAGGCAACCCUAAGCAUCGCCGCAAUGGAUGAGUUGAUGGACGACGACGAACAACCCGUCAACGGUGUUCAUGGCGAUCCAAUGUUAGCUUCUCCGCAAGCAUUACCCGGGGAUGCACUGCUCGCAUCACCCUCACAUCCGGUGCACGCUUGUGACCCGCUGAUGAUGGAGCCGCGCCUGCCUACGCCAACGAGCCACAUUGACCCGGUGGACGGCGACAGGCUUGACAUCGAGAUGAUUGCAUGAUACACGCUCGCACAAUUGUUACCACGGCUAACAAUUGCGCGCGCGACCACCAACACACCACCGACUCACACCUCACGUGUUACCACCACCAGCCACCGCACGGCACUCGCGGGUAGCAGCAGAUCCUAUUAAGUUUUCGUAUUUUAUUCAUUACAUUUUUAUAUAUAUAUAUUAUAAUAUAUAUCAUAACAGACAACGUUUGCGGACGUUUUGCAAAAGCUAGUGAUUGCUUCAGUAAUUAGUCGAUUAGUGAUAUAUUUGUACGAUGUUAUUCAUGAGUUUAGCGUUGAUAAGUUACCAGAGUUUGAUUGUAGAAGGCGGUAAUUUUACUCAUACCUCAGCAGAAACCACCACAACCACCACACGAUAAAAUGGUAGAUUGGUACAUGUAUAUUUAUUGAUUAGGUCGCAAUGUUUGCAAUGAUUUCAAAGAUGUUGAUAGAGAGAGCGUGUAUAUUUUUAUGCAAAGAGAAUGCAAGAGUUGUUGAUUAUUGUUAUCUGAUGGUUUUAAGAUGAUUCAGAAUGCGUCUCAGUAUUAUUCACAAGCAAUAUUCAUCUGUAGCAUGAUUAAACCAAACUGUGACUUCCUUUUAGAAAAAAAAUCGAUAUCUAUUUGACUUAUUAAAAAGUUGUUUACAUUAUAUUA
Messenger RNA from Dalotia coriaria, 2499 nucleotides. RefSeq names its product transcription factor Mitf (gene Mitf). Lineage: Eukaryota; Metazoa; Arthropoda; Insecta; Coleoptera; Staphylinidae. Gene Ontology annotation, cellular component: nucleus. Gene Ontology annotation, molecular function: protein dimerization activity; RNA polymerase II cis-regulatory region sequence-specific DNA binding; DNA-binding transcription factor activity, RNA polymerase II-specific. Gene Ontology annotation, biological process: regulation of transcription by RNA polymerase II. The record is from RefSeq and is a predicted model, not a curated record.